Molecule: messenger RNA, 444 nt
Organism: Symbiodinium sp. CCMP2456
Lineage: Eukaryota; Dinophyceae; Suessiales; Symbiodiniaceae
Source: the annotation of a GenBank genome assembly
AUGAAGCGUUUUUUUCAGCAUCUCUACGCGAAAUCGAUCUAUUGGCCCUCGUACGUCUAUAACUGGACGAUGAUCCGGCGGCUGAAGUGGUGGCGUUGGUACGACCAGAUCGAAGAGCAUGUCUUCGUCGGGGCGGUUCCUUCUCGGAAAAUGGCCGUCGACUUGGCCGAAAGCGGCAUCAAAGGGGUAAUUAACACAUGCCAGGAAUACGAAGGCCCCCUGGAUGUCUAUAAAGAACAUGGGGUCGAGCAGCUUUACUUGCCGACGGUCGACUUCACUCCGCCCAGUGUCGAGGACAUCGACGAAGGAGUCCGCUUCAUCGAGAAGUUUGUCGCCGAAGAGAAAGAUGUCUACAUCCACUGCAAAGCAGGCCGCGCGCGAAGUGCGACCAUCGCGCUUUGCUGGCUGAUGAAGGCCAAAGGAAUGACUCCGGAACAAGCCCAG